UCUGUUUGCUUUAUUCUAUACUUUUGCCAUAAUGGCCACUGCAAGCACUGCUCCUGUUGAGCGACUCCGUCAGUCAAUCCCCACCCCCUUUUACACUAGACGGCUACUAAAUCCCGUAGAGAGAGUCGAUUCGCAGCCGGAGAACCCCUACGCCAGCUUGAUUGAGGAUCAGCACAUUGCCGUCAUCCCUUCUUUCACACUCGAGUCCGGUGUUACAUUAUACAAUGUACCUGUUGCCUACACCACGCGGGGUAUUCUGAACUCCAAGGGCGACAAUGCCUUGGUCAUUUGUCAUGCAUUGAGCGGCAGCGCCGAUGUCGCCGAUUGGUGGGGCCCACUCCUCGGCGGUCCGGGUCAAGCAUUCGAUGUGUCACGAUUCUUCGUCAUUUGUUUGAACAGCUUGGGCAGCCCUUACGGGAGCGCCAGCGCCGUGACAUACAAGGAUGGUAAGCCUGAAAAUGGCUACUAUGGACCCGAGUUUCCUUUGACCACCGUCCGUGACGAUGUGAACAUUCACAAGAUGGUCCUGGACGAUUUGGGUAUCAAGCAGAUCGCCGCCGUUGUCGGAGGUUCCAUGGGUGGCAUGCUUACCCUGGAAUAUGCCUUCUUUGGCAAGGACUAUGUUCGGGCGAUUGUGCCAAUUGCGACAUCCGCACGCCAUUCUGCAUGGUGCAUUAGCUGGGGUGAAGCUCAAAGACAGAGCAUCUACUCUGACCCCAAGUAUGAUGAUGGAUACUACCCGUUCAAUGAUCCUCCUGCUAGUGGUCUUGGAGCAGCCCGCAUGUCAGCACUUCUCACAUACCGUAGCCGAGACUCCUUUGAGUCGCGAUUUGGUCGCAAUGUUCCCGACCCGUCCAAGCGGGUUAACAUCAAUGGCGGUGAGAAGCUGCCUACUCCUCCCAAUGAGCACUGGGCCAUCCACAAUGAUGGACACCGGACUGGUGCGACAUCUCGCUCUGGGAGCCGCCAGAAUUCGCCAGUCCCUCAGACUCAGGCCGAUGUUCAAUUCAUGGACCCUCAAUUUUCAGGCACCAAGACUUUCUCUCCGGAGGUUUCAGCAGUGAAGACGGACUCUGCCGGUCGCCCGCGGCCGCCAACUUAUUUCUCGGCGCAGUCCUACCUUCGCUACCAGGGAGAUAAGUUUGUCAAGCGCUUCGAUGCCAACUGCUACAUCGCUAUGACCCGCAAGCUCGACACGCACGAUGUGUCCCGCCACCGUGCCAGUGUGGAAUCAGAGGACCGUGUUCGCGAGGCACUUGCCUCGAUUAAGCAACCUGCUCUGGUGUUAGGCAUUGAAUCUGAUGGCCUAUUCACUUUUGCUGAGCAGCAAGAGGUUGCGGCCGGAAUUCCUGAUUCCCGCCUUAAGCGUAUCGACAGCCCGGAGGGUCACGAUGCCUUCCUCUUGCAGUUCGAGCAGGUCAACCGCCACAUCGUGGAAUUCUUCCACGAGGUUCUGCCCGAUAUCAUGGCCCAUACUAGUGCGGAGGGUGCCGCUGCUGUCGCAAGCGUCACCAAGCUCACCAAGAGCAGCACCUUCGGCGAAGCCGAGGUGGAGGACAUUACCGCGUGGUAA
Molecule: messenger RNA, 1573 nt
Organism: Penicillium pulvis
Lineage: Eukaryota; Fungi; Ascomycota; Eurotiomycetes; Eurotiales; Aspergillaceae
Gene: met2
Product: homoserine O-acetyltransferase
Exons: 2
Coding region: 32-1573 (513 amino acids)
Biological process (GO): L-homoserine metabolic process
Molecular function (GO): homoserine O-acetyltransferase activity
Source: RefSeq, a predicted model, not a curated record